GGGAGCCUUCUCAUUUCAUGCAAAGCAUAAAUAAAUAAAAAAAAUGGAGGAAGAAUGGCUGAAACGUAACACCGAUUGUGUUUAUUUCUUAGCCUCUCCUCUCACUUGCAAGAAGGGUAUUGAUUGUGAGUACCGGCAUAGUGAAAAUGCCAGGCUCAACCCGAGGGACUGCUGGUACUGGUUGGCUGGGAAUUGUAUUAAUCCAGCUUGUGGUUUUCGGCAUCCUCCAUUGGAUGGAGUGUCAUCUGAAUCUGCUGCAUUGCCAUACCAAUGUUCUGCACCAUCAAACAAGACAAAUUUGCCUUGUUACUUUUACUUCAAUGGUUUCUGCAAUAAAGGUGACAGAUGCUCUUUUCUGCAUGGUCCUGAUGACAGUGCCGUUACUGGAAAAUCUUUGAAGACUGAUGUUCUACCCUUGGACUAUAAGACAUCCCGAGAAAUUGAUGCUGGAGCAGCUCCGACAGAAACACAUCCCAAUCCAUCGAAAACAGCCUCAAUAUCUAGCAAGGACAUGGAUGCACAGCUUAAAGUGGACCACCAACAAUCAGUCCCCAAAACUAUGAUACAGAAGAGUGUCUUUCCAAAAACGUCUGUUUCUGAAUUAGGACAAGCUGAUUUUGUUAAGUCACAAUCCUUGCUUCUAAAAAAAGGCAUUACUCAAAGCAGAUCUCCAACAUGCACGGAUGAAAGUUCAGAGGAGCAAAUGGAUGACCAAGUUGAGCCAGAGGAGUGGUUGGAGUCCUCCCCAGGUUUUGAUGUUCUUGUGGAUAACAAAUCAGAGGAUUUGGAUUAUGAGAAUGAUUCAGAAUAUCUACUGGGCCCUGAUGGAGAGCAGAGAGAGCACUUCUUGAGUUAUGAUUAUGAAGAUUCCGUUCAGCAUGAGACUAGUUACCCCAAUUUAGAAUUUUCGAAUGAUCUAGAUGUCUAUGAUGCUUAUGAGGGUUCAGACAACGAGUAUAUUUUUGAUAAUGUGAGGAAUCCUUCUGCCCACCCCAGAGAUAGAAGGUUGGAUUCCAUAUUUUUCGAGAAGAGAAAAAGACUGUUGCCUGUUGAACUGUCAAUUGGUAAACAGAUUGGUAUGGAUCUUAGAGACUAUUUGAGGAAACGCAGGGUAGUCAAGGGCAAUCCUCUUAAUUGUUUGUCAAGAAGAUCUGAAUAUUCUCAUCUGAUUGGUCAAAGUUGGGAAAGGCCUCCAAGGCAUAGCAUGGAUUGGAAAUUAAGGAGAAGAUAGGCAUCAAAAGUGGGGAAGCACUCUAUAGAAUCAAUGGGAGACCAAGGUUGUUUUCACAAUGGUGCCAACUGGCAUGGCUGGCUUAAGCGCUUGGAGCCUAAUCUCUCCAACAGGCGGCCUUAUAGGGAAAAAAGGCUGCCUAGAAGAAAGUCUGUUUCAUCUGAAGUUUCUAGAAAUCUAAUUUCAAGGGAGAGGAAAUCCACAGAUGCAUCUACUGCUUUUACAGGUCCCAAGACCCUUGCCCAGAUUAGAGAAGAGAAGAGGAAAACUGAUGAAAAUGGUGGGAAAAUGAGGCAUUCAGGCAGAACUGCAUCAGCAGACUUCCAGUGUCCAAAAUCAUUGAGUGAAAUCCUCAAGGACAAGGGGAGGCUAGAUACUGUAAGAGAUGGACAUACUAGGGAAGAAAUUUUUGAAGUUGACGGGAAUUAUGUCCCAUAGCUUUAUCCUUUUUUACAAAAAAAAAGAAAAAGAAAAAGAAAAGAAGGAACCUUUAAAUUUUGCUUUAGAUAAAACCUCUAGG
This is a messenger RNA of Durio zibethinus, 1751 nucleotides long. NCBI's taxonomy places the organism in Eukaryota, Viridiplantae, Streptophyta, Magnoliopsida, Malvales, Malvaceae. The record is from RefSeq and is a predicted model, not a curated record.